AUGGGCUUGAGCGAUGUCCCUGAUGUAAAGAUUGAUCCCGAUGGUGUCUUCAAGGCAUCCGUUUUGACUGGAAGUCGGAGUGUUUCGAAUCUUUAUGCUUCACUCGCAAAAAUUUUCCAACUGCUCUGCGAUCAGUCGAUUGGUUGGUUGACAUUGCAGCUAUAUUUGCAGGUAACAGAGAAGGGAUCCAAGAACGAGAAAGUGAUUGUGCGUGGCUUUCGCCGUUGCGCAUAUCAUGGCGAUAUUCUGGAUGAGACGGAAACGGAGCUCGGCGCGGACUAUGAACUGAAGUGCCUGGGCGGGGGUCGGAUCAAACAUGAGCCCAAAAAUCGUAGCAUACUGGUGUAUGGCUAUUCGCAGGUGGGCGUAUCUUUUGCGGUGUGCAAUGCUUGA
Molecule: messenger RNA, 393 nt
Organism: Gongylonema pulchrum
Lineage: Eukaryota; Metazoa; Nematoda; Chromadorea; Rhabditida; Gongylonematidae
Source: the annotation of a GenBank genome assembly